GUCUGCCCCACACGCAGACGGGAGCUCCCCACUAAACGGCAGCGCGGGGCAGAAGCGACCCGGCUCUCCGCUGCUCCACACUCUGCCAGGAACACUCGCCGUGGACUUUGGGGGAAGCUGAGGCGAAAAUGGGCCUACAGCAUGGAGGGGGAUAUUGAUUUUUACAAGCAUUUCACUUGGCUCAAAAAGGUGAACCUCCGGACCCCCGCGAGCAAUGAGACUUACCAGGAGCGCCUGGCUCGCUUAGAGGGGGACAAGGAGUCGCUGGUGCUGCAGGUGAGCGUGCUCACUGACCAGGUGGAGGCCCAGGGGGAGAAGAUCCGGGACCUGGAGAGCUCCCUGGACGAGCACCUCCACAAGCUCAACUCCACGGAGGGAAUGCUGCAGCAGGAGCUCCUGAGCCGGACGUCGCUGGAGACCCAGAAGCUGGACCUGAUGGACGAGGUGUCGUACCUGAAGCUGAAGCUGGUGGGCAUGGAGGAGGAGCAGAACGAGGGAGAGAGCCGGCAGCACAAAGCAGAGGGUCUGCUGCAGGAGCUGAGAGUGCUGAAGACCAAAGUGGACGAGCUGGAGGGGGAGAAGUCCCAGUAUGAGAGGAAACUGAAGGCCACAAAGUCUGAGAUUUCUGAACUUCAGCAACUUCUGUCAGUGAAAGAUGCAGAAAUUGAGAGUCUACACAGCCAACUCUUAUCCAGAGGACCUGCGUCCAAUGAAAUUGCAGAGAGAGAGGAGGCGCAUAGGAGGAGGCUGAAAGAGAAACAUCAGGAGCUGCAGAGGCUCAAAAUGGGAAUGGAGACACUAUUAGUGGCGAAUGAUGAGAAGGACCGUCGCAUUGAGGAGCUCACGGUCCUCCUGGGCCAGUACAGAAAGAUUAAGGAUGUGAUGGCGCUGGCUCAAGGGUCCGGCGACAGGAUGCUCUCCGGCAGCAGCGAGGAGGAGCUGAGCGGGAGUCUGAAGAUGAGGGCGCUCGCUCACAAGGCCCACUCGCAGAUCCUGAGGUCUGAGGUGUCUUCUAGAGGCUCCUCCCCCCUCCUGGUGUCCCCUUCUUCUGUCCCCCAGGAGCUGUCCAGCUGCAGCAGUGUGCAGAUGUCCCCGGAUCUUGCGGUCUCCCCCGGCAACGCCGGAUUCCAGAAUGGGCAAUGGACACAACCGAGGAUGCUGUCGAACAGCUUAGAGGAGUUACAGAGUGGAUCCUUGCAAAAGUAUGUAGUGGGGAAACCAGUAGAACCUGGUGUGUCAGCAGAGAAUCGCCAUGUCGAACAUAACAAAUACCAAACUUUGCCCGGGAAGCUGUUUCGAUCUGGUGAAAAUGGAGAAAGCUUUUCGCCACCAGUUCCGAAAUCCCCAGAUGAGAGCGAAGAGGGUGAAUUCAGCUUGAGAAAGGCAGAGAAACCGGACGACGCGACGUCGUCGGACCUCUCGCCCGUGUCGUCCGGCGUCGAUUCGGGACAGCAGUCUCCCGUCUCCCCGGACAGCAAGAAGAGCCACAAGGGCAUCAAGAAGUUCUGGGGAAAGAUUCGGAGGACCCAAUCGGGCGGCCUGCACGGGGAGAGGGAGGACUCGGAGCCCACGGAGUUCCGGAGAGGGGGGCUGCGGGCCACCGCCGGCCCCCGACUGGCCCGCACCAGCGACAGCGCGAGCGCCGCGCGGGACAGGAACACCCCUUUCUCCAAGUGGAGCUCGGAGCAGGUGUGCACCUGGCUGGAGGACUACGGCCUGGGCCAGUACGUGAACCUGGCCAGGCACUGGGUCAGCGACGGACAGACCCUCCUCUCCGCUACGCCCCAGGACCUAGAAAAGGAAAUGGGAAUUAAGCACCCCCUGCACAGGAAGAAGCUGCAGCUCGCUCUCCGGUCUUUCACCUCCAAAGUGAAGGAGAGCUCGUCAGAACUGGACCACAUCUGGGUAACACGUUGGCUCGAUGACAUCGGCUUGCCUCAGUACAAAGACCAGUUCAACGAAGGGAGGAUCGAUGGCAGAAUGCUUCAGUACCUGACAGUGAACGACCUUUUGUUCCUCAAGGUCACCAGUCAGCUCCAUCACCUCAGCAUCAAGUGCGCCAUCCACGUCCUCCACGUCAACAAGUUCAACCCCCACUGCCUUAAACGCCGGCCGGGGGACGAGCACAAGACGUCGCCCUCGGAGGUGGUGCAGUGGUCGAACCACCGGGUGAUGGAGUGGCUGCGCUCGGUGGACCUGGCCGAGUACGCGCCCAACCUGAGGGGCAGCGGCGUGCACGGCGGGCUGAUUAUUCUGGAGCCGCGCUUUAACUCGGACACCAUGGCCAUGCUCCUGAACAUCCCCCCGCAGAAGACCCUCCUGCGACGCCACCUGGCCACCAAUUUCAGCACCCUGGUGGGCCCCCAGGCCCAGCAGGAGAAGCGCGAGUACAUGGAGUCCCCCGGCUACGCGCCCCUGACCACCACCGCCAAAGUCCGGCCCAAGAAGCUGGGGUUCUCCAACUUCGGGCACCUGAGGAAGAAGAAGGGGGACGACUCCGCGGACUACGUGUGCCCCAUGGACCCGGCCCCGCCGGCCGCGAACGGGGCCCACAGGCCCUACUCGGGGUUCAGGGGCCUGAGCCCCAUCUUCGACCGGGACGCAGAAAGGCUGGAGCAGGUGGGGCAAAACAGCUGAUCUGACCACGCCCAUCCCCAUGAGCUUGCAGCCAGUAACCCCCCCCACCUCGCCUGUCCCCCGUCCUCCCUGUGCCAUUGCAUUAACACCCAACACCCCACCACCCCAACCAUGGGCAUGAGCAGACACCAGAACAAAAGGAUAUUCACCAAGAGAUUCCCGCUGGGUUCCAUGCUCUUUAGACUGCGGAAUCAACAUUUCAGUCCUGGACCGACUGUACCAUCAUCUCUCAGUGCUUUAAUGCAGCGUUUCCCAACCGGUGUGCCGCGGCACUCUGGUGUGCCGUCAGGCGAGGUCAGGUGUGUCGUGUGAAAAAUCCUUUAAAAAAAAAAAAUUAAUGUUCAAAUGAAUUAAAAAAACCUAAAUGAACAAAUCCCACUCACAAAAGCCAAAAUAAAUGUCAUUAAAAUUAUUUAUCGCUUAAUUAAAACCCCAAAAGAACAUUUAAGGCCUACUGUUGGCACGUUCACACCUGCGCUGCAGGGUGUUUAUUUUUUAUGCUUUUGAGAGCGGUGUGCCAUGAGAUUCUGUAAAUUUGGAAAGUGUGCCGCGGAAGGGAAAAGGUUGGGAAACGCUGCUUUAAUGCAUAACAGUCUUGCUGUGUUUCUUAACAUCGCAUAUUCUUUUUGUGUAUUUUGAGAUUAUAUUGAGUACACUUUGUGUAGCGAAAAGAAAUCCAGCUGACUGUUGGAUUCAAUUUUUGAAUCCUAAUGGUUAUUUUUGACUGUUUUUCUUCAGACAGUUGUGUAAUAAACCUGUGCAAUAUUUGCACAUUGAUGAAUACAUCCAAUAUUUCUGUUCUUUCGUUGAUAAUGUAAUGGCAUAAAUAUCAUGAAAUUCUAUAUCUACACAUGUUUUGGAAGAAAAUAAAUAUAUAUAUUAUGAAUAUUCCAUUCUGUUAUUUUGGUAUAAAAUUACCUAAAUAUUUUUAUAGAUAAAUAUACUGUUGUAAUAAGUGAAGCAUCUUGUCCUCAUGUCAUUGUAAAUAUUAUUAUCCAAAAUGAGACCGGACUACAGUAAUUAAUAAAUAUCAUAAAAGUCAAAGC
Molecule: messenger RNA, 3683 nt
Organism: Anguilla anguilla (European eel)
Lineage: Eukaryota; Metazoa; Chordata; Actinopteri; Anguilliformes; Anguillidae
Gene: ppfibp2b
Product: PPFIA binding protein 2b
Exons: 24
Coding region: 142-2637 (831 amino acids)
Biological process (GO): neuromuscular junction development
Cellular component (GO): presynaptic active zone
Molecular function (GO): protein binding
Source: RefSeq, a predicted model, not a curated record